Otolemur garnettii (small-eared galago) is the source of this 1691-nucleotide messenger RNA. RefSeq names its product mitochondrial ribosomal protein L28 (gene MRPL28). The transcript has 5 exons. Gene Ontology annotation, cellular component: mitochondrial large ribosomal subunit. Gene Ontology annotation, molecular function: structural constituent of ribosome. The record is from RefSeq and is a predicted model, not a curated record. The coding region runs from base 746 to 1513 and encodes 255 amino acids. NCBI's taxonomy places the organism in Eukaryota, Metazoa, Chordata, Mammalia, Primates, Galagidae.
UCCUCACUGCUCUGCUUCUCUGUGAGGCUAUGAUAUGAGAUCCACAGGACUAGAAGGCCUGAGCCCACCUCUGAGGCUGAGAGCUGUGCCCUCCUGGUACUAUCACCUCAAAUGCCAGCCUGUCUUGAACACAGAACUCCCCUGCUGCUGCAGUAGCCAUGGAGAGAGGCUGGUGUCCACUGCCCUCCCCUUUGCUCUGGCUCUUGGAGAAAGGGGCUGCCGGCUGAGUGGAGUCCUCCCCUCAGCUUUGGGGACUACUUUUUCCUGGCCAGGAUGUGGCCUUCCUCUCUGGAAGGCUCCCUUCACACUUAGCCACCCUGCCUUUGGCCACCAAAGCAAUCUCUAGUCUUGUAAAGGGGAAACAUGUAUGUAUGGGUAAAACGUUUUAAGAUAUAUUUUUAUGUAGAUCUGAUUUCUCUGUGACUGGUGAAUUUUAUAUUCAGCACUGAUUUUUCAAGCUAAACUAGGGGAGAUGGGGCCCAGGAUAACAAACCCCACUGCGCCCGAGCAGCGCGCUGCUGAUGGUGAUCUGAGUUGCCACUACUACCUCCACAAGGUCUUGUCCACAGUCCAUAAAGACUAAAAGGGGGAGGAACAAGGGGUAGACGGACGGGCUUUGCAGCCAGUUAGCCGCAGGGAGAGGACAGGGCUAGCCUGAGUGAUUUCCGGUUCCGGUUGGCGCGGAGUUCAGGGUGGCGGUGCUGUAAGUCCGGCACGGUAAUCCCUGCCUCUGCAAGCCUGCGCGAUGCCGCUGCACAAGUUCCCCGUCUGCCUGUGGAGGCGGCUGCGGCUGCAGCAGGGCAUCUGCGCGCGCCUGCCUGGGCACUACCUGCGGUCGCUGGAGCCGACGCGGAUGCCGGCGCCUGUGCACUAUAGGCCGCACGGGGCCAAGUUCAGAGUCAAUCCCAAGAACGGGCAGCGGGAGCGCGUAGAGGACGUGCCCAUUCCCAUCUACUUCCCCCCGGAGUCCCAGCAGGGACUGUGGGGCGGCGAGGGCUGGAUCUUGGGCUACAAAUACGCCAACAACGACAAGCUCUCGAGGAGGGUGAAGAAGGUGUGGAAGCCACAGUUGUUUCAGCGAGAGCUUUACAGUGAGAUCCUGGACAAGAAGUUCACGGUGACUGUGACCAUGCGAACCCUGGAUCUCAUCGAUGAGGCCUAUGGGUUUGACUUCUACAUCCUUAAGACCUCAAAGGAGGACCUAUGCUCCAAGUUUGGGAUGGACCUGAAGCGAGGAAUGCUGCUAAGACUUGCCCGACAGGACCCCCAGUUACACCCGGAUGACCCUGAGCAGAGGGCAGCCAUCUAUGACAAAUACAAGGAGUUUGCCAUACCAGAAGCAGAGGCAGAGUGGGUUGGGCUGACGCUAGAGGAGGCUGUGGAGAAGCAGAGGCUUCUGGAGGAGAAGGACCCUGUCCCUCUGUUCAAGGUCUAUGUGGAAGAGCUACUCCAGCAGCUUCAGCAUCAGGCAUUGGUGGAGCCUGCAGUACAGAAGAGAGCCAGCGGGAAGUGACCACAGGGCCCUUCCCUGGACACAGAGCCUGAGAUGCAGGCUAUCUGUGGGCAGUGGGUGAAUCCUGGCCACACAGCUCCUGGGCUGGGUUGGCUUUGCAGAGGCUCCUCCCAGAGGGGGUCCCAUGCUCCUUAUGCUCACAGCAGGGCCAAGACUGAGUAAAGUCUGAGCCAAGCUC